Xyrauchen texanus (razorback sucker) is the source of this 1319-nucleotide messenger RNA. It is a transcript of the gene gtf2e2, whose product is annotated as general transcription factor IIE, polypeptide 2, beta. The record is from RefSeq and is a predicted model, not a curated record. Bases 148 to 1023 code for a protein of 291 amino acids. The transcript has 8 exons. Gene Ontology annotation, biological process: transcription initiation at RNA polymerase II promoter. Gene Ontology annotation, cellular component: transcription factor TFIIE complex. NCBI's taxonomy places the organism in Eukaryota, Metazoa, Chordata, Actinopteri, Cypriniformes, Catostomidae.
CGCCGGAAAGUAAUGUAGUCAUUAGCAUCGCUAGCAUCGUUUGACAAGCUUCUCUUUCAGCUGAAUCAACGUAUGAUCGCUGAAAGUCUUUCUUAAGGUUUAACUGAACUGUUUCUCUCUGAGAGAGAAGGCAGUGACAUAUUCAGGAUGGAUCCAGCUCUGCUGAGAGAGCGAGAGCUCUUCAAAAAAAGAGCUCUAUCCACUCCUGCAGUAGAGAGGAGACCAGCGUCCUCUGAGCCCUCUGGCUCAUCCAAGAAGAAGAAGAGCAAACUUGACAGAGAGACGUCAUCAUCCUCCAAAAACAGCACAGAUCCCAGCAAUGGCUCCUUUAAUCUCAAAGCUCUCUCGGGGAGUUCAGGAUACAAGUUUGGGGUUCUGGCACGAAUUGUCAACUAUAUGAAGACAAGGCACCAGAGAGGUGAUACUUAUCAUCUGACUCUAGAGGAGAUUCUGGAUGAGACCAAACUGCUGGACAUCGGCAUGAAGCAGAAGCAAUGGCUCAUGAGUGAGGCAUUAGCAAGUAAUCCUAAAAUAGAUGUGCGGGAAGGGAAAUAUGCCUUUAAACCCAAAUAUCAUCUGAAGGAUAAGAAAGCUCUGCUAAGACUACUGGACAAACACGAUCAGCUGGGACUAGGAGGAGUGUUACUCGAUGAUGUUGAAGAGGGUCUACCCAACGCAGCCAAGGCUAUUAAAGCUCUUGGGGAUCAGAUUAUAUUUGUGACCAGGCCAGACAAGAAGAAGAUUCUAUUCUACAAUGACAAGCACUGUCAGUUUGUUGUUGAUGAAGAGUUUCAGAAGCUGUGGCGCAGUGUCCCUGUUGAUUCCAUAGAUGAGGAAAAGAUCGAAGAAUACCUACAGAAACAGGGCAUAUCAUCCAUGCAGGAAACUGGACCAAAGAAACUAGCACCCAUUCAGAAGAGGAAGAAACCAGGAACACAGAGAAAGAGACGGUUUAAGACUCAUAAUGAUCAUCUGAAUGGAGUAUUGGAGGACUAUUCUGAGGGAGUUCCCACCAAGAAGUAACAUGUACAUUAUAUUCACACUGUAAAGGUUUAAAGAGAGAAGACUGAUAUCUGUGUGAUGUUUGUAUAUCUGAUCAAACAUCUUAUUGCCAAAACCACAGACAUACACACGCACACACACACACACACUUUAGAACUGUACUGAGAGAAAUUAAUGUGAACAUUCUGUAAAUAUUUUCUUUCCACUCAGAAGUUUUACUUUAUUGCUUGUGCUUAAAAAAUGUAAAAUUGUUUAGCUCUUUUUCUUCUUUUUUUUUUUUUUUUUUUUUUAGAUUGAACAAUUAAACAAGAGCUAUC